AUGUUGACAACUAGCGGUGAUGGUUCAGUGGAAGGAAGUAGUAGUGGAAGAGACGCUGUCGAACUUCGACCUAGAACGCAGCGCUCGGGAUCGGGCCCUCGUUUGUCCAAAUCUGAGGAGGGCAGAUCAAAUCAGAAGGUGAUAAUUGAGAAGAAAGUGAAGCCGGGCGAUAGUCUGAACAAAAUUGCACUUCAGUAUUCAGUGGAUAUAUCGGAAUUAAAACGAACGAAUAAUAUAGUGAAGGAGCAAGAUCUAUACGCACUGCCUGUAGUACGUAUCCCAAUAAGUCGAUUUCGGAAGGAGUUGAAUUUGGAGCAUGAACGAGACUUAUUGAGAGACGAUAGUCCUGAUGAAUCGGAUGCCGCAGAUGAUAAGCCAUUACUAAGUGAUGGGUCGUUGAGUCGUAGCGUAGACAAGUUAUUCGAGAAGACUGAUCAGUCGAUAGCGCAAGUCAGAGAAACGAUUCCGAACGUGGAGGGUGCUUUCCAUUUUGUUGAUGCGAACUCACCUGAUCAAUCGCAUAAGGGACUGUGGAUUACAAUAGUGAUCGUAAUUGUGAUGUUCCUGAUAGUACCGCUGGUGUUGACGUUUUUCGAGGAGAAGAGCGAGAUUUUCGAUGAACGCGACGGUGUGUCAUCGCAUUUGGUACGAAGGAAAAGUGUUCUUGAUUCGUAG
Anisakis simplex (herring worm) is the source of this 675-nucleotide messenger RNA. The record is from the annotation of a GenBank genome assembly. NCBI's taxonomy places the organism in Eukaryota, Metazoa, Nematoda, Chromadorea, Rhabditida, Anisakidae.